Messenger RNA from Colossoma macropomum (tambaqui), 10062 nucleotides. It is a transcript of the gene svilb, whose product is annotated as supervillin b. The coding region runs from base 162 to 9242 and encodes 3026 amino acids. Gene Ontology annotation, cellular component: actin cytoskeleton; cytoplasm. The transcript is spliced from 40 exons. NCBI's taxonomy places the organism in Eukaryota, Metazoa, Chordata, Actinopteri, Characiformes, Serrasalmidae. The record is from RefSeq and is a predicted model, not a curated record. Gene Ontology annotation, biological process: cytoskeleton organization; barbed-end actin filament capping; actin filament severing. Gene Ontology annotation, molecular function: phosphatidylinositol-4,5-bisphosphate binding; actin filament binding.
GCUGUCUGUCUCUCUCUCUCUCUCUCUCUCUCUCUCUCUCUCUCUCUCUCUCGCUCUGUCGCUUGGUUUCUGUCUCCUUUUGUCUGGACUCCUCCUUUUUAAGAGCUGGACACUUCAUCUUUCAUUUUUCCUUUAUUUUUUAUACUUUUUUUUACUGAAACAUGUUGAAGAACCAGUGGAUUACUAACUAUCUCAGCCAUGUCACACAGUGUGGCCAAGGGCGGGGAGGUGAGCCGCCUGUUAAAUUCUGCAACCCUGCGCUGCUACAGAAAGGAGCUCUGAGCUUUUCUAAAGACUUUGAAGACAAGAACACACUGGUUAGGAGUGUCACAGAUAUCGAUGCCAACCUUCUUGCUGUGUUGCCCAAAGUUUCAGAGCUAAGGAAACAUUUUGAAACGGCAAUCAAAACUGAACCAAAAAUGAAUAGGAAAGAGAGGAUUGCACGAAGGCUGGAGGGUAUAGAGACUGAUGUUCCAUCAGCACUGGUUUCAAACAUGCAACAUACACCUGGACUGGUGACCAAUCGGUUGCUAGAGGAGGACACUCCACGCUAUACACGUGCUUCAGACUCCAGUGAACCAGGCAUUGUGGUAAGGCGCUACAGUCGUGAUGAGCUGGAGGCUCCAGAGAGGCAGUCUAGGCCGCGUACGCGGCCCGAUCACCAGCCUCCUGCUCAUCCAGAUCCGGCCCCCAAUCCUGGAGGACCCGACCCGGCAAGCCUCAGCUCCAAAGCCGAACGGAUCGCACGCUACAAAGCCGAACGCCGGAGGCAGUUAUCAGAACGAUACGGGAUCCUUCUUGACCAGGAGGCAGAUACGGAUUACACACCACGAUACACGCGAGCACGGAGAGAGUCCGACCUGUCAGAAAAACAGGCUCUGUCUGACAGGGGGCGGGGCGAGAAACAGGAGGCGUGGCGAGAGGAGGAGGGCCACGAACGAAGUACCAGCAGGUCAAAAUACAGCAGUUCUGGGAUGGGACGGGUUUCUAUGCCAACUGAUUCCACCCCUGCCCCUGACACCACCCAUUCUAGGCCCAAGGAGCAACUGACCACUGUCCAAGCCCAAGAGAAAGACCGCCGGAGCUUGGAUUCAGAGCGAGAGAGAGAGAGGGCAAUGAACCUGGAGAACUACAGGCGAACACCAGACAGGGGCCCUAAACCAAGCCCACAGGAAGCUCCGGUCACUGUAGAGAUGACGCCUGCCCAGCCAGCCAGGGGUGUUGCUGUGGUGGCAAUGGCCAGCUCCCCACGGACAGCACGACGUGCCUCACUGCCCUCCACGCGGUACGGCAUCUCGCCCGGAGACCUGUUUAUCGAGCAACAGGCACAGAAUAUUCUUAGCCGCCAGGGAAUACGAGUGAGAGAAAGACGUGCAAGGGAGGACAGCUUAGGACGAGCAUCUGAUUCAGGAUCAGAUGCGUCCUCGGUCAGACGUCACCCAACAGUUACUCCUCUGUAUUUGGCCCCUCACUCUGAGCCAACAAACCAGUUGCGUACACGGAGUGCAGAACCCCCAGUCCAACAGCAGAAUCUUAAUGCUGAACCACUGCAUCACCAUCGAGCACAGAGUACUGAACGCCCACGAUACCAUCACACUCAGAGUACAGAAUCAGCUGGCUAUAAACACACACCUUCAGGUGAACAUCAGAAGUACCAACACACACCAGAAGCAGAACCUCAUGGGGUGCUUCCUAGCAUCCUAGUGGGUCACCAGACAGAUUACAGGCAAGCACAGCAAUCUUCACCAAGGUGCACAGACAUCAAACAAUCUUCUCAAACAUAUGCACCUCCUCAGCAGUCUUAUUCUGGAUACUUUCAGCAACCAUUGCCAAGCACUGGCCCACAUUCUGAACCAAGAUACAGAGACUCCCAUCAAUCAAUGCAUAUUGGUAGUGUCACUCACCAACCUGCACAACAUCUACCACCCAAAUAUGAGCAUGCCUUGCAUGCCUUUCCAUCAUAUGGACAGACAAAACAGCUUGUACCUGGGUACGCUCAUGGUCAGCCAUCACCUUAUGGUCCCACAGGAGGACUGCCUCCUACCUAUAAUCAAGCUCCCCACUCUGGUCAGGCCCACCCUCCAAGCCAACGUCCUGCUCCUUUGAAUGAGGAUACUGUUCACUCUUCACCUGGACCUCCUAAAAUGCUUGAAUCUCAUGAGACUUCAGACCUCCAAGGCCAUCCAUCUAUGACUCGGUUGGUACCUGGUAGGGAAGGUGUAGAAAGCAGGAGAAGUGCUAGUGCAGAUCAUAUUCAGCCUGUCCACAGAGAGGGUCGAGCAGCUUCUAGGGCUGAUCCACACUCUAAAGAACUGCUGAAGAGCAGAAAAGCUGUGCUGCCUUCUGAAAUCCGCCGCAGGGAAAAGAGUGUAGAUGAUACCAUGCAGAGAUGCGCCGAAGAAGCUUUGGAGAGUCGGAGAAGUAGGAGGAUCAGCCAGUUAGAAGAGGCUAAAGGAAGAGGUGGAGGGCGGAUUAGGCAGGGUGCAGAUGAAGGUGAAGGGAGAGACAGAAGAAGGAUCAGCAACUUGGAGGCAAGGGAAGGGCUUGAAGAAAGGAGAGUAAGACAUUUAGGAGAUGAAGGUAAAGGAGAAAAGAGGAUCAGCCAGUUUCAGGACAGAGUAGGUAAAGAUGAGGGGAGAAUCAGCCAGUCACAAGAAACAGAGGGACCAGAGGGCAGGAAAAGCAUGAUUGGGCAAAUUUUUGAGCAUGGUCACAGGAGGAUGGACCAGUUAGAUAAGAGACAGGAGAGGGAAGUUGGUAACAUAAACAUGUUAGAUGAAGCUCAGCAAUGUGCUGAAGGACGAUUUGAUGGGAAGGCAGGCCGGUUAGAAGGAAAAUUUCUUUGGGAUGAUAAGAAUAUUGGGCAAACAGGAGAUGCAGAGAUGGAAGUUGAAAACACGGAUGUACUGCAAGGCCAAGAUAACAAAAGCAUGAAUCAGUUAGAGGUAAAACAUGGACAGAUUGGACAGAGAAUCACACAAGUCAGUGACAGAGAUGAGAAAGAAGAAAAGAAUGUAAAAGAGUUGGAUAAAAUGGAAAGUGAUGGUCAAAAGGUUAUCCAAAAAGAAAUGUCUGAGGUAUAUGGUAGACGAAGGAGGAUCAGCCAGUCAGAGAAUGAUGAGGGGCAAGUCAGACGCAGAAGGAUAAGCCAGUCGGAAGAAGAUUGGAAAGGACGUAGGGUACAUAGAAUCAGCCAGUCGGAUAAGUGGGAUGGCAGAGAUCAAACUGGUCAAUCAGGUGGACAAGGGGAGGGAGGUGACGGAGACAGUCAUCUGCAUCAGAACCUGCCAGAAGCCAUGGACACCACACCCCCACAGCAGCAAGCCAAUGAGCCUUCAAAUCAGAGGGUGCCAGAAGUGAGUGGGUACUUACAGAGAGGCUCUUCCCUCCCUCAAGCACGCCAUAGGGGAAGCAGGGAUGGUGGCGACCUCAAGCCAAAAAUCCGGACUCGUUCCAUGUCAGACAUUGGAGUGACUCAGCGGUCUGCAGUAUUCCGCAGCCUAGAGCGUGCUGCAAGUCGAGAAUCUUUGCCGAUAGGAAUAGGAAUCCAUGCCAAAGAGACAGGAGCCACUAAUGGUGAAGUGGGCACCUUGGAUACAAGAGUUUCUGUGGCAAAGCUUAGACAUUCCUACCUGGAGAAUGCCUCUGGACGCAGGCCUGAACUGGAGUCCAAGGUAGACCCAACUGUUAUGGAGGCUGAUCCAGCAGGGGGUGUUGACCGAGAGAAAGGACCACGCCGGCCUAGACGAUACAUCACCCCUAGUGAUGACCGCAAGGCUUCUGAAAGGUUUAGGACUCAGCCAGUCACAUCAGCUGAAAGACUAGAAUCAGAUAGAUCUCGACUUAGUCCUACAGAGCUACAGAAGGCAGAAGUGGAUGAAGAGAAGUUGGACGAGCGAGCAAAGAUGAGUGUAGCAGCCAAGAGGUCUCUCUUCAGGGAGCUUGAGAAAACUGCAGAAGGUGGUGUUCCCAAACCUCGGUCACGUAAUGCAGCAGUGGAGCGGAGACUCAGACGGACACAGGACCGCUCACGGACCCAGCCCGUCACCACAGAAGAAGUGGUCAUCGCUGCAACUUCUCCUGGUUCCUCAUCCCAAAUCGUCACUGCUCAAACUACAACCCCCAGAAUUCCCAGUCCCACAGUAGUCAGCACAACAAUGACUAGCUUCAGCCUGCAGGCAUCCUCAGCCCCAGGCUCUACACCCCGAGAGAAGGAGAAGGAGGUUCCACCUAAAGAAGUGGAGUCAGGACAAGGAGCCGACACAGAGGAGCCAGACCUAUCAACACUGAGUCUGGCAGAGAAAAUGGCUCUAUUUAAUCGCCUGUCACAGCCUGCUGCCCAACCAGCAGACGGUGCUCGUGCCGAAUUGCGUCAACGGCGGGUCAACACCCGCUUCCAAACCCAGCCCAUCACUCAGGGGGAGGUGGAUCAAGAACUAACACAGGACAUAGCUUCAUCAGGUCACAAAGAUCCUGAUGCCAUCACUAACGUUUCUGUAGAACCACCACAGGGCAAGCAACUGCAGAACGGCAGUGUGAAGUUGGAGCCUCUCUCUGCAUCGUUGGUCCGGUCCGUUGCUGCGGUCACCGCCCAGGCCUCUGUUGCCACGGUGACAAGCCCUUCUAUGGCAAUGACUGGAGACGUCCACUUGGGGAUGUCCACGGCCCUCCCUCACACGCCGCCCACUCAUCCCUCACCCAAUCAGCCGCCAGACAGUAAGCUUCCAGCCUAUGAGAGAGGAGUGCGAUAUUUCAGCCUCACAGAGAGUGGAGAGAACCGUACCCCUGAAAUCUACUCUCCGCCCCCAGCAGAGGCCCUCGGCCAGUCGGCUCAAGGCAAGGGCGUGGCGGUAGCAGUUCCAGCGAAUGAGCAGAAGCAGGAGGAGGAGAGUGGGUGGAGGGAAAAAAUUGGCUUUGCAGAGCCCCCUCACGCCUUCCCUCGUACACACACCCUCUCACACGCUCACGGCAGGGGUGAGACUGAGCCGAGCCGCCAGCCAGAGCAAGAGAGGCAGCGUGAAUGGGAGAGAGAGCAAGAAAGAGAGCAAAAGGGAGAGAAAGAGAGCACACUCAUCCCGAAAAGAGGCUACCUCUCACCAGACGCUUUUCAGACGGGGCAAGGGUGCAGCAGCUCAGACACUCCUGAACCCAGACUUCAAGUGCGUACCGUGAGCACUGUGGCUGUUGCCUCCAGAAGUUCUUCACACGCUUCACACGUCACCUCUCACACACUUCCUUACCUACAACAGACACCGCCUCACACAUCACCUCAGUCCCAGCCACAGCUGCAGUCCCAGCCACAGCUGCAGUCCCAAACCAAACCGCUUCAGCUGCACUCUCAGACCUCCCCUCAGACGCACAUACGCUCUCAGCCCCAACUUUACGCUCAGACCUCACCUCAGACUCCUCCUAGAGCCCAGCUGGCCCCCUACCCUGACCACCAGUCUCAGCCUCAAUCCCACCUAUACACAGACGUCCAGUCUUCACCUCCACAACAGACAGCACAAGCAUACCAAGAACCCCAGCGACAGACACCAACUAAAGCACCCCCACAAACCCAACCGAAGCCUCAGACGUUCAUCCCCACUCAGUCGUAUUCCUACACCCCUCCGCAGACCAAGGUGCCACCACAGACACAGCCCAAACCCCAGUACUUCAUACCAAAUCAGCCCGAGGUCCAAACAGGCCCCUACAGCCAAGCUCAACCACCGGAGAUCUCUGUCUCUGGCCAGCUUGGUCCCCCUGAACCCCUCGCAUCCAGGGAAAAUCAGCCUGUGGCCCACGAAGAACCAGAGACAAUGACAUCCAUGUCGAUUAAAGAGAGAUUAGCCAUGUUGAAAAAGAGCGGGGAGGAGGAUUGGAAGAACAGGAUCAACAAGAAGCAGGAAGUCGUACAAGAAGUGGUGUCAAUGAGUGAGAAGAGCAGCCAAAUAUGGCAGGAGCAAGGCUUCAAGAAGAAGGAAGAAAGGGCUGUUGAGGAGUUUACGUCAUCUGAGCAGGUUUGGGAGCCUGUUUUUGCCUCCACCUAUUCUCCCCCUCCUUUCCCUUCCACCCAAAAAAGUCAACCUGUAGAGCAUCCAGGGCAGAGGCUGGGAGAGGAGGGCGAGAGGCAGAUGUCUAUUGAGGAACGGAAGCAGAUGAUCUCUACUCGAGAGGAGGCGUGGCAAAGCACUGGCAAGGGUGUGGCAAAUGACUCUGGCCAGUACACUGUGGCAGCUCGGAUGGUGAAGAAAGGUUUGGCUGCUUCCUCAGCGGUGAUCAGUCCCAUUCUGUCUCCUGUUUCUGCUAAAUUGAAGAGCAGCAUACCAGCCGUCUCCAAACCACAGGAGGAGAUUGAAGCCAGAGCAGAUAUGGAGUCUGAUAAGAAACUGGAUAAGUUGGAGACGUUUUUGGGACGUUUGAACAGUAAAGUGACAGGAUUGCAGGAGACAACUCUGACAGUCACUGAAAAAGCAGUGAAGGAAGUGAUGCGAUUGGAUGACGAGAUCUUCUCAAAGUUCUACCGUCACGUGGCGGACAUUCCACGUAGCAUUACCAGCAGAGUGCCGAUUGAGGAAGAUUUUGAUGUCAUCUUUGGUAAACAAACACCAAAGCUGACUUCAGCAAUGGUGCAGCACAAGAGGGCAGUUCGUCCAUCACGUAAUGUUCAGGCUUCUCGAAAUCCACUGAAGAUUCUUGCAGCGCGAGAGGACAUCAGACACGAGUACACUGAACAACGGCUAAACAUUGGCGUUCUGGAGAGCAAGAGGAUCAAACAGGAGAAAAUGAGUAAGAGCUCCAGUCUGUCGGAUGCUGCUCUGGCUGGUUUGGCCAGUAAGGAGAACUACAGCAGCGUUAGUCUUCGCAGUGUCAGCAUCUCUGAACAGGUCACCAAUAACAGUGCUGCUCCCUACAAGAAGCUCAUGCUCAUGCAGGUCAAAGGUCGCAGACACGUCCAGACCAGACUAGUCGAGCCCAGAGUGUCCUCUCUGAACAGCGGUGAUUGCUUUCUUUUGGUUACGCCUGAGCACUGUUUUGUUUGGAUAGGAGAGUUUGCGAAUGUCAUCGAGAGAUCAAAGGCGUCCGAGCUGGCCUCUUUCAUCCAGUUGAACCAUGACCUUGGUUGCCGGGCAACACAGGUGGAGACAGUUGAGGAGGGGGUGAACUCUCAAAGCCCUGCGGCAGCAGAGUUCUGGAAAAUUCUCGGCGGAUCAUCCGGUUACCAGUCGGCUGGGUCUCCAGAAGAGGACGAGUUGUUUGAGAGUGCGAUUGUGGAGACAAAUUGUAUCUUCCGUCUGGUGGAUGAUAAGCUGCUUCCUGAUGAUGAUUUCUGGGGCAAAGUACCUCGCAGCUCCCUGCUGGGGUCCAAAGAGGUCCUGGUGUUUGAUUUCGGUAGUGAGGUGUAUGUGUGGCAUGGUAAGGAGGUAACUCUGGCUCAGAGGAAGGUGGCCUUUCAGCUGGCUAAGCACUUGUGGAAUGGCACUUUUGACUACACUAACUGUGACAUCAACCCACUCGACCCUGGAGGAUGCAAUUCACUCAUUCCCAGGAAAGGUCAGGGCCGCCCAGACUGGGCCAUAUUCGGCAGGUUGACGGAACACAAUGAGACAUCUUUGUUCAGAGAGAAGUUUAUAGACUGGAGAGAGAUCACCAGUUCACCACCAAAGAACGGCAAUGAACAGUCCUUUGAGCAGAAGCUCUCUCAGGGUCCGGACUCUCGAUCAGAGUGUUGCGCGUACGAUGUGGCUCUGAUGUUGCCGGUCCUCCAGUCGCCCAUCAGCAUGAUCCUAGAUGGGCAGGAUGUGGGUCGGGGUCACGGGCCUGUGGACAGCGGCUCUGAGGACCGUCUGCGCUCUCUGGAGAUCAGUACGGUCAGUGUGGACGUCUGGCACAUCUUAGAGUUCGACUACAGCCGGCUGCCCAAGCAAAGCAUCGGCCAGUUCCAUGAGGGAGAUGCAUACGUGGUGAAGUGGAAGUACAUGGUGAGCGCUGCAGUGGGGAACAGGCAGAAGCCUGAGCAGGUUCGCAGUGCUGGUCCAGGUCGGGAGAAGUGCUGCUAUUUCUUUUGGCAGGGUAGGAACUCCACUGUCAGUGAGAAGGGAACCUCUGCGCUGAUGACUGUCGAGCUGGAUGAGGAGAGAGGCGCGCAGGUGCAGGUGCAGCAGGGCAAAGAGCCACCGUGCUUCCUGCAGUGCUUUAACGGAGGGAUGAUAGUGCAUUCUGGAAAGCGGGAGGAAGAAGAGGAGAACAUUCAAAAUGAGUGGCGUCUGUACUGUGUGCGUGGUGAGCUGCCAGUAGAGGGCCACCUGCUGGAGGUAGCGUGUCACUGCAGCAGUCUGCGCUCUCGCACCUCCAUGAUUCUGCUCAGCAUUAACAAGGCUCUCAUCUACCUGUGGCACGGCUGCAAGACUCAGGCACACACCCGUGAGGUGUCCCGCACCGCCGCAGACAAGAUCAAAGAACAGCGACCACUGGAGGCGGGCCUUCACAGUAGUUGCAACGUGACCGUCCAGGAGUGUGAAGAGGGGGCUGAGCCGGUGGGAUUCUGGGAAGCGUUAGGCAGAAAAGAUCGUAAAGCUUAUGACUGCAUGCUUCAGGACCCAGGCAAAUUUAACUUCACCCCGCGACUGUUCCAGCUGAGCAGUUCUUCGGGUGAGUUUGUGGCUCAGGAGUUUUUCUAUCCAUCCAGAGUGACGGGCCUCGACAGCUCUCUCCCUUUCCUCCAGGAGGACCUGUACUCUGCACAACAGCCAGCCCUGUUCCUGGUAGAUAACUAUCAUGAGGUGUACCUGUGGCAGGGCUGGUGGCCGCAGGACACGGAAACGCCCGGCUCAGCCCGCAUCCGGUGGGAUGCUGACAGAAAAUGCGCCAUGGAAACGGUGCUCCGGUACUGCCAAGAGAACAAUGAGACAAAUCCACCCAAGUCAUACCUGAUCCAUGCAGGGCUGGAGCCUCUUACUUUUACCAACAUGUUCCCCAGCUGGGAGCAUCGAGAAGACAUCGCCGAGAUCACAGAAAGGGAGGCAGAGGUGUGUAACCAGAUCAUUCUGGUGGAGGACGUUCUGUCUCGUCUCUGUCAGAGCACCUAUCCGCUUGAAGCUCUGCAAAGCCGACCCCUUCCCCAUGGUGUUGAUCCUCUGCGCCUUGAAAUCUACCUAUCAGAUGAAGACUUUGAGAAAGCCCUGGAGAUGAAGAGAGAGGAGUACGAGGCCUUGCCAGGGUGGAAGCAAGUCAACGUUAAAAAAGCCAAAGGACUGUUUUAAAAUCACCUGUUGUCAUGUUGAUGGUACCCUCACUUGGGUAGUGUGGCCUCCAGUUGUCAUGAAAACCACCCCUCAGGGGCACAGCCAUGCAACACGCUGAAAACAGGGUAAUGGGGGGGUCAGUUCAAAGGUCACUUUAGAAUUCGCACUUGUGUGUUAACCUGCUGCGGUGUCGGUCUCUGAUGUAAUCGCUGUGUUUGGAGGAAGUGAUGUCGUCGUGUAAGUGUCAGCACAAUCUACGCACUUUCAGCAGCCACCACUGUCCAUGUGAAGUCAUGUUUCUAUGAACUGUGCUGUGCAGUACCACAAUUUACAACGAUCAUUUUUGUCGUUUUGUGUUUUUGUUUCUCUUUUUAAUGGAAAAAAAAAAAUAACAGUUUGGUCUCUCCGUCUCCCCGUUUUGUCCUGAGUCUAUUCCGGGGAUGGUGCUGUCCUGGUGCGUGCAUGUUUGAGAAGAAUGCAGCGUUAUUUUUGAAAAUGUGUGUUUAAAAAAAAACAAAAAAAAACAAAAAAGUCUGUUGUAGUAUUACAGUUGCUCUGGUAUGUUUCCAUCGCGAGAGGAGUUUACAUGCUAAGUAUGUCAGUUCCUUUUUCUGCAUGGAUGAGGUUUGGCUGUUGUGGUGAUCUCUUGCCUUAAAGGUACAGGAGCAUCGAUUAUGUGAGGAGAAAAGAGAUUAAAUUAAUUAAUAUCUGUAAAUGUACAGCAUAGUGCCUUGCUUUUGUGUACAGUUUAUAUACAGAAGGGACUCUAGUCUGCCUUUCAAAGACUUUCUUUGUGAUAAAAGAAAUGGUGAAUAAAUGAAGCAUAUUAAAAAUUCAA